AUGGCUGUGGCAACAAGCACGACCAAUAUCGCACUCGGCACAGAUACUGGUGGAUCAGUCAGGUUGCCGGCUGCUUAUACAGGAAUUGCGGGGUUCAAGCCUUCGUAUGGCAUUGUAUCUCGCUUUGGCGUGGUGCCUUACGCAAAUUCACUUGAUACCGUGGGUUUUAUAGCACGCAGUGCAAACCGGAUACAGAAUUUCUUUGACAGGGUGAGCAAUUUUGAUCACCGGGAUCCUACGAGUCUCAGGUCCGCUAGUCGAGCGCGAAUCAAGGAACAGCGAAUGGAAUUCAUUGGAAAGACAAAGGCCUCUGCUACGCAUGAUCCAUUUUAUCUUAGAGAGCUGAAAAUUGGGGUGCCAAUAGAAUACAAUAUUUCAGAAUUGGACCUAGAAGUUUCAUGGGCGUGGCAACGAAUUUUAGAACUUCUUCAGCGUCAAGGAUGUACGAUUGUUCCAAUAUCACUUCCUAACACAAAGCAUGCUCUAUCGGCAUAUUACGUACUAGCAGCAGCCGAAGCAUCUUCCAAUCUUGCGAAAUACGAUGGAGUAAGGUAUGGCACUCGAGAAAAGCCAACUGACGGGGUUGGAGAUGUCCUCUAUUCGGAGACUAGGGGCGCUGGAUUUGGAGACGAAGUGAAAAGGCGAAUUCUUCUUGGGUCCUAUUCACUGAGCUCCGAGGCUUUUGACAACUACUUUAUCAAGGCACAAAAGGUUCGACGAUUGGUACAGAGAGAUUUUGACCGUGUCUUCUCCAUGCCAAAUUAUCUACAGCCAGAAGAGCAGUUCGAUCUCAGUGAUAUGGAAGAAGGCAUUCCCCUCGAGGACAAAUUGGGCCCUGCAGAAGUGGAUAUUAUUCUUUGCCCAACAGCUCCUACUCUUUCACCAACCGUGCAAGACGUUACUGAGCGCCAAACACCGGUUGAUGCUUACAUGAAUGAUAUCUUUACUGUGCCUGCUAGUCUUGCUGGCAUACCUUCCAUAAGCAUACCAUGUAAACUUCCAUUCAAGUUUUCCAAGAAGAGUGUACCUUCAACUGUUGGCAUACAAAUUAUGGGUCAGCACUCAGAUGAUGGGCGCACCUUACAGAUUGCGUCCAUGAUAGAAAUGGUAUGGGCUUCUCAAGUAUACGAUGGGUGGAGCAAAGAAUUCCACAAGUGGCAGCAAAGGAGCAUGGAAGAUUCGAAUGCAGAGAUAACAACCUUAUCGACAGAGCUCAGGAAUGCAGUGGCAAACAUGAAAGGAACGGAUUCGUUGGAGAUUGAUGCCGCUUCCGAGAAGGUGCGCAUGCUCAAAAAAAAGCGCAUCGAGAAGAAAAAGCAACGCCGGUUAAAAUUAAUGGAGUAUUUAAGGCAAAUGUGUGAAGAAGACAUGGAUAAAUGGGAAAAAUUAAGGUUUGGGGAGAAGAGAUCGACUCUAACAGCAAAUAAGGCAUAA
Sclerotinia sclerotiorum 1980 UF-70 is the source of this 1434-nucleotide messenger RNA. RefSeq lists its product as hypothetical. Gene Ontology annotation, biological process: mitochondrial translation; glutaminyl-tRNAGln biosynthesis via transamidation. The transcript has a single exon. Gene Ontology annotation, cellular component: mitochondrion; glutamyl-tRNA(Gln) amidotransferase complex. The record is from RefSeq and is a predicted model, not a curated record. Gene Ontology annotation, molecular function: glutaminyl-tRNA synthase (glutamine-hydrolyzing) activity. Bases 1 to 1434 code for a protein of 477 amino acids. Lineage: Eukaryota; Fungi; Ascomycota; Leotiomycetes; Helotiales; Sclerotiniaceae.